ACUGAAAUUACUACACUUGUACAAUCUCUAGGGAUACAAUGCUUCGCCUUAGACCUCCUACUCUUAUUGUACCACCACCUGUGAGUGGACUGGGAGUGGUUGGAAGCGGAGUAAACUUUAAAGAACUAGACCACCUGGACCUAGCAACAACACCAACACAGCAACAGUCAGCAAAUCAAAUGCAACUUGAUACAGGAGGGGUACGUUUAAGGUCUAAGACUUCAUUACAGGUAGAGCGUGGGGCUAUGCCUCGCCCAGUGUCACUAAUGGGGACUAGAGGUGGAGCUAGUAAUAAUAAUAGCCUUGACUUAAACUGGCCACCGAGUAAUUGGACUGUUGCUCCUCAGGACUGGUUGGCCAGUGUUGCAGCUGGUAAUAUAACUAGAUCUCCUUCUCCUCCUGACACUGAACUCCUCCCUCCUCCUCCCCCUCCCCCUCAAUCAUCUCCUUCUGAUAACGGAAGAGGGAGCCGUUUGAGAAAGUCAUACUCUAACCCAGAUAUGUGUCAACCAUUACAGUUCCUUGAUAAAAUGGUAGUACAACCUGACAUUACAUUUAAAAUAUUAAUCGUGGGUAAUCCUCACGUUGGGAAGUCAUGCUUCCUUACCCGUCUGUGUACAAAUACUUUCACCACUAAAUAUGCCUCUACCAUUGGUGUUGAUUUUUAUAGCCGUGCCUUAGUCAUUGAUGAUAAAACAGUUGCUUUACAGUUUUGGGACACAGCUGGCCAAGAGAGAUUCCAGUCAGUGACCAAAGCAUAUUAUCGUGGUGCCGACGGCGUCAUAUUAAUGUACGAUAUUACUAGCGAAGAAACAUUCAUUGCAGUUAGGAAAUGGAUAAACUCA
Molecule: messenger RNA, 845 nt
Organism: Amphimedon queenslandica
Lineage: Eukaryota; Metazoa; Porifera; Demospongiae; Haplosclerida; Niphatidae
Product: ras-related protein Rab-26-like
Exons: 6
Molecular function (GO): GTPase activity; GTP binding
Source: RefSeq, a predicted model, not a curated record